Marchantia polymorpha subsp. ruderalis is the source of this 2432-nucleotide messenger RNA. The record is from the annotation of a GenBank genome assembly. NCBI's taxonomy places the organism in Eukaryota, Viridiplantae, Streptophyta, Marchantiopsida, Marchantiales, Marchantiaceae.
GUCACCCCUCUCUGGUCGAUCGGAGAGAUUUCGUGUCUGCGGCCGCAGCCUCUGCCUGUAAUCCAGCCAGCUCGCUCGCUCGCUCGCUCGCCUGCCUUACAACGACAAGCCCCAUCUUGUGGCCAGCCUCUCCGAACACAAGCCCAGCUCGUGAAUGAGCGUGUGAGUGAAAGAGAGAGAGAGGGGGAGAGAGUCUCCAUAAGUAGCAGGAGGAGGCAUCAGUAGCGGAGGAUUCGAUAGUGUGAGAGAGCGAGAGCGGACUCCAGUCCACUGAGAGCGCGGCUGGGGUGGGUGGGUUGGAGAAGAUGGACAGGAGAAUGGCGAUUGCUGGGGCGAUUGUGUGCCUGUUGAUGGUCACCCCGAUGGUGCAAUCGUCGUGCAUUCCGGCGCUUUUCAACUUCGGAGACUCCACCUCAGACACGGGGGGCAUUCACGCGUCGUUCCCCUCGUCGACACCCGCCGAGUCUCUGCCUUACGGCGAGACUUACUUCGGCAAAGCCGGCGUCAGAUACAGCGACGGGCGACUGCUUAUUGACUUCGUCGCUACGGCAUUGGGUCUCCCCUUCAUCGAUCCGUACCUGCAGUCUGUAACAUCCAACUUCGCCCACGGAGCCAAUUUUGCUACAGCCGGAGCGACGGUCCGCAGUGUAACAUACCUCAGCCCCUUCAACCUCGGAGUGCAAGUGAAGCAGUGGCAGCAGUUCUACAGCAAUGUGGUCAACACUCUAGCCAACGAUCCAGGCAAUGCUAGACUUCCACAAGUGAGUUACUUCACAGACGGCCUGUACACGAUUGCUCUGGGAGGGAACGAUUUCACCUUUGGCUACACCAAGGGACAGAGCCCUCUGCAGAUUCGUUCGUACCUUCCUCUCGUCAUCAACGGAAUCACUGAUGCCAUUCGGGGCAUUUACAGAUACGCCGGAAGGAACUUUCUGAUCUGGGACAUUGAGCCUCAAGGCUGCCUUCCUUACACCUUGACGCUCAUUUCGCAUACCGAAGCCGAUUUGGACGCCAAUGGCUGCCUCAGAGAUUACAACGACAACGCCAUUUACUUCAACGGGCUCCUGAAGACUGCACUGACCGACUUGCAGAAUGAAUUGACCGGAUCGACCAUCGUUCUGCUGAGCACCUACGAUCUGAAAACCGACCUCUUCGCCAACGCCACAGCCAAUGGGUUUCAAUUCAUCACCAGGGCCUGCUGUGGAGUCCCGUCAGCGUACAACUACAACACGCAGGUCAACUGUGGAAGCUCCGGGACUGUCAACGGCGUCACUCUCACGGCUGUGACCUGCAGCGACCCUUCGCAAUACGCAGUCUGGGACGGUGUGCACAACACCGAGGCAGCCAACAGAUACAUCGCUCAACAAAUUUUCGGCGGCAAAUACUUGAGCCCAGCGUGGCCGAAACUGACCGACAGUUGUGGAUUGAGUCCGUUUUAAGGGACCUGCUGUGAGGGAGGGAGGGGGUGGGGGAUUUUAUUUUAUUUCAUUUCGUUUCAUUUCUUCGUGCCUCGCAGAGAGUAUCUAUCUCUUUCUUGUAAACAAGCGUGUGAUCUGCGGGUAAACAGGUCUGCAGCAAAGUAGGAAGAGCUCUGUCACCAUUUGGCGCAGCUCAGAUUCUUCCACGCAGGUCCUACUGCACCUCUUCGGAUUGAGUGGUGGCAGAGAGAUUGUACGUAUAGACUUCUCACAUCACGCUGGCUCGGCCGUCUGAGUCGCGAGCACCAGCGGGACUCAUUUAGAAACAUAAACGACACAGGGCCCUGCAAUUUGUGUGAGGUUUGUGGAGUGGGCUGGGCUGGGCUGGUCUAGUCCAAGUUGUCAUUAGGGCAACAGGGAGAUCAGAUGCUCAGAGUGCUGAAAGUGUGUCCACCUCAUUCAUCGUCUUCGACACCAGUAGGAAGUAUAUUAUGUCAACCCUCCUGCCUUUGUAGGGACACACAGAGAUUCUUUCCAUGUCAGUGGAUAUGUACAAGCUUGUAGCAUUUACUGGGUACGCAGGACGUCUUCUCUGAGAAAAUAAGCUCUUGGGAGCUCUGUCGAAAGGAGCUCUGGUCAGAAAGUGCAAGAGCAAGUAGCCACUGUAUGUUCCGGAGCGCAUGAUACUCACUUAUCAUAAAGCUGCUCCUGAGCAUUGUACUAAUGUACGUUUAUGAUACUAUGAUGUAUCCUGUUGUCUAUAUAGGAGGAUACGUUCUUCUCAGCCUACCUGACUACCGAUGCUCUCUUCUGUGCCUUCUCAUGAUGGUCUGUCUGCCUUCGACCUUUUUGGUCGACUUUGACAACCAUUCCCAAGAUGUUUCAGACUGUUUUUUUGGCACGUAUUUGUGCCUCAGCUUGUUCAGAAGCGAAUUAUUGUUCACAGCGCUCCUGACCUCAGGUGAAGAUCAUGAUGAAUAUGUAAUGCUCGCACUUGCAACCAUCACAAGCCCA